Messenger RNA from Paramuricea clavata, 7943 nucleotides. NCBI's taxonomy places the organism in Eukaryota, Metazoa, Cnidaria, Anthozoa, Malacalcyonacea, Plexauridae. The record is from the annotation of a GenBank genome assembly.
GUCGUGUGCUGGUCGGUGCGGUGAUUAUCAGACAUGCGUUUUAUGUAAAGUAUUUGGUGUAACUCCAGACAAUGCAACGUUGUGUGCUAAUUGUCCGAGAAUCGAGAAACUCGGCACACUUGCAGAGUUACAAGCAUGUAAGUAGCGAGAAAAAAUAUAUACUACAGUAGCUUUAGCAAUACUAAUACAUUACAGACCCCAAAUGAGCCAUAGUUUCGAGUUAGGUGACUUAGGUCCAGUUAUUGUAAACAUGUUAGUUAAGAACAAGGCUCCGUGCAAUAUCCAUUCACUGUCUCAAUGUUAAUUUAUCUUUAAAACUUUAGUAAAACUUCCUACAACAUGUCAAGAAACUGAUGACGAAGGAUGUACUUACUAUUAUUCAUAUAUAAACAAAGAAAAUAUGACUGUUGUUCAUGUGGUAGAAAACAAAGGUUCGUGUAUGUUUUUGGUACACUAUUUAUAUAGGUAACUAAACGCACAUUUAAGUAAACGAACGUUAGAUGUGUCAUGCACGCUGCCUUGUUACAAGGGAGUCUCAGUGGUCAUGUUAAGUGGAGUGUUCUUCAGCUUCUCUCUCUCUUUAUUUAAUCUAAUUUCUGUCAUUAGUGUUUGCCUGUAGAUAGCUGACUAGGCUUGAUCUGUAAUACAGAUUCUGUAUAUAGGCGUUUGACUCACUAGAUGCUCGUGUGCGUGCGUGCGUGCGUGCGUGCGUGCGUGCGUGCGUGCGUGCGUGUGUGUGUGUGUGUGUGUGGGGGGGGGGGGGGGGGGGGGGUAAACACCCUCCAUGCAAUCAUUCGGCAAAUUAUUGAAUCCCAGUCGGGGAAUUGUUUUCGUAGUCGGCAAAACUUGAAUUGGAUAGGAUUUGAAAUAUAUGAGUUACACUUAUUCUAAACACUUCUGGGCCUGACAUAGUGGUGUAUGCAUGGGUAGGUGCAGUAAACCUAUCUUAUAAUGAUGCCAAAUGCGGAAAACACUUAGCGACAAUUCACCGAUGCAAAUGAUGUUUUUAUAAAAUCAAUGACUUGUAUUGCCCUGUGAGACAUCGCAUAAAUUGGUUUUCCGCGUUUGACGUCAUUAUGAGAAAGGUCUACUGCUUACCCUGAUCAAACAAGAAACCGUACUCAUUUAUCAGCUGUGUCCUGAAGAAAGCACGAGAGAGGGUAGACGUUUUUUAUCCAUUGUACCCAUACGGCAGAAACCGUAAUCAUUUAUCAGUCCGGAAGAAAGCUGACGAGAAAGGGUAACUUUACAAUCGCGAGAUUGCUGCAAUCUGAGGCGGUCACUUUUUGAAAACUGCUUUAUUUGCUCACUACUCAUUGGUUUAUUUAGUCCGAUAAACGACCAUAUAUUUUGCAGAUUUUUGCACUGUGAUUGGCUGAUUGCAGGUUUUUGCCCCGAUGAUUACAAUUUUUUGCACUGUUGUGUGGAGUUCAUAUGAAAUCAACCGGUGACAGUCGAGUAGUGUUUUUUUGUUAUAUUCUUAGUAUGGCUAUAAUUAUGGUAUGGUUAUAAUUAGUACCACAUUUCAUAUUAUUCCAGAUUGCCCUGAAGGGCCUGAUGUGUUGUUGAUCGUUCUUGCUGUAAUUGGUGGUAUUGUUGGUAUUGGGAUCAUACUUUUGAUUCUCUGGAAAAUUCUGACUGCAAUGGCGGUACGUAAAAUUAAUUAAUUAAAAAGAAAAUUAAAAUUAUUCUUGGGGCUUGGGGGUGAUAUUGAAAUAUAUCAGGAUACAAACCUCUAUCCACCCCCUGCCAUGAAUCUCAGUUUAAUCUUUUGUAAUUUGUACUUUACUAUAUUUCUUGUUUUGAACUUAUUUAUUACUAUAUUUAAUAAGCUAAACUAACUGCAAUAAAUCAGAUGACCAAAAGUAUAUAAGGCGUAUUAUUAGCAUUGCCACUAUUGGUACUUUAAAAAACCACUAUGGCUAAUUGGUAUAUUUGUAACUUUCGUUUUUGUGAUAAACGAUUUUAAUGUGAAAUGCUGCUUGAACAAUGUGCGAGUUGCUUUUUCGUUGUUUAUCUGUUGUAUUUAUUGUUCUUGCAUGAUUUUUGUAUUGUAUGUAAGUCAAGUAAUUUGUCCUAUAUAUGUGGGAUGUCAAUCAUAAAUCUCAUGAGAGUAAUAUGUUAAGCAAAUAAAAGCUUCAUAAGAUAUUCCUCAACUGAAUAAUUAAAGAAACGAACCUUUUUGUGACUAACAGGAUCGACGUGAAUAUCAGAAGUUUGAGCAGGAUAGAGCCCGUUCGAAAUGGCACAAGGUAUGUAGAAUGAUGUGUUACGUACAAGCAUAUUUUGAAAGUAAUUUUUUACAUAUGCAGUACCAUGGCUCUGUCUCAGAAAUUUCGUUGCAAAAAUUGUCACCUAAAUAUGUUUUAGGAACAAGAUUUAGGAAUUUGACCUUAUAUAUAGCUCAGUGGCUAGAGCAAACCGCUGUAAUUGCGGGACGUAAGUUUGCUAUGUGAUGGAAAACGAAGCAUGACUACCCAUGGUUUCUCUUAACCUUAGAAAGUACAAAAAUAAGUGUAGCGGACUGGUAUGAUAUUGACAUGUACAUACGUAUGUAUAUGUGGAUUCACGGUCGUGGAUAGUACCAAGCACUAUCGUGUAGGAGGUUGUGGUCCACCUGAAGUUAUUAGAGUGAGAAACUAAUAUGAUAAUUACUUUCAUUACAAGUAUAUAGGGAGUCUUCUUGUAGUAUAGCUCAGAGAGGAAUCCAGCCAGAGCUUAGGUGAAGAGGGCGAGGCGGGUGCUCAUCGACCCAUGGUCAUGGUCAACCUCGUUCCCAGGCUCUUUGCUCUUGGGAAGCAAAGACCCUGGUCGGGGCUGGUCACGUGACCCAUAGAAAAUUGAUAACCUAAGAGGGGAUGGAAAAGUAUCAAAUUACAUGUUUCCACUUCCGCACCUCACACUUCGAUUGCAAGGAGUGACCGUUCUAUACAAUCAUCUUUGAGAAUCAUAUAUACUUCAAAAUACUUGCUAAAUUGGUUUCUGUUUGUUUUUAAAUUAUACAAACAUGCUAAACUGUAGAUUCUUAUAGCAACAAACAAGUCAGAAAAUCAAGCAACGGAAACGUAUGAUCGUAUAUGCUUGGAAAUAUUUGCCCUUUUAUUGUCUCGGGGUUCGGGCGCAGUUUCAUUUCACGCGUACGUUUCUGUAUCUGGCUCUGGUUCAGAUACGUAUAAUAUUCUUAUAAUGUGCCAUUGAAUUGUUGUCAUAUGGAAACGGUAUAAAUUUUGUUAAAUAGAGGUCUCAAAAGCGACUGUGUAGGUCGUAGGCGCUGCGCCUUGCUGGUCCAACUAUACAGCAAACGUUACAUAUUUGGACACUAGCCAAAUAGACAUUGAAUGUCCAUUCUAUUGAUUCUAAAACUGUUUAUAGACAUAGUGCUCUAGACUUUUUUACAAAGGUUAUCAUCGUUUAUAUUCGACACCAGGUAGGAAGGAAUGUUAGCGUACAAAAUUGUUUGGGAUCGACAGUAAAGAAUUAUACGACAAUUGACAACUGUGUGCAUUUCCUUUUUUGUCUGCACGAGUACCUGUUUGUUGAAGCCAAAAUCAGAUUGCACAGAAUCUCCGAUAUGAAUUAUAUAGCCAUUCACCCUCGCCCCUUGAAUGCAAAGGAAUGAUAGCCGAAAAGGUUUAGCAAAGUAUUUUUUAUUAUAUCUGGUAUAUAGUGUCCCUACGUUUUAUCAGGGAUAUAUAUACAUAAGUCAUAAACUGUAUUUAUGCGCUCAGCUAUAUAAGACCAGCUCGUAGAAUUACUUAAUUAAUGAGUUUUAAUAAGCCUUUUAAGACUUUUAAAGUUUCCAUUGAUAGAUAGGUUGUUUGCCUCUAGUAUGGUUUGGUGAAACUGCUAAAAUGUCAUUUGUACAGUAUACGAUAAAGAUUAUUUAAAGUUGAUUUAAAUAUUGAUGACUCACAGCAGCAUUAUACAAGUCGAAAGAAGCUGUCGGGUUAUUCUUCAAAUAUAAAGCCCUGAAUGGGCAAUGGCAAUGAAAGGUCUUUAUAAAGUCUAUAAUGUACCUGCUGUAAAUUACUGUAAUACACAAAAUAUGAAAUAAUUUACUAUGAAGUACAAUACCAGUGUCUGGUGCAUAUAUCGUCCUAAAUAUUCAAGUUAUAUGUACCGCACGCACGGAAACACACAGAGGAGUCUUGCCUUGGCGUUCGUCUGAUGACAGAUAGCUAUACUUCGAGUCUUCGACAUAAUCAUUCUUGUCGUUGAGUUUCAGCAAUGUAAAUUAAAGGAAUUUUACAGUCCAUAACGGUUUUUUUUAAUUAAUCCUGUGCUUUCACAGUCAAGAUAGCACUAUUGUUUACACACAGUUAGCGAUGUUUGGGAAAUCUUCCAUUAUAGAAUAAAUCCUUUGGCUUUGUUGAAUAUCGGACAGGAUACACUUCAACCAUAAACAACCAUAUCGUUCAUUUAGUAUCGUUUGAUCGAUCAGUCGGUAUAGAAUUGGGAAGACAUAUGUUUAUACGGCGAUGCGUGCUCAACUUCGCAAGCCAGGUGCGUGUGGAGUCCUUGGAAGUGAAAUAUGAUCCAGCUUCUCGCUUGAAAUGUACCGCAACACUUAUAAUUGAUGACAUUCGAUAUAGCAGGAAGUUGUGUCUUGAUGAAUACGAAUUUAAAACUGUUCCUUUCACGAUUUCUUGUUGCAAAUUACAUUUUUAUCACCCGAAACUAUAACACAUAAAAUUGCAAUUUUCCAAACGCAACAAACAGACUCCUCUACCACCCCUCCCUGAGAUCAAUUCAAUUUACCACGCAGAAUCUGCGGGGUCACGUGACCAGCCCCGACCAGGGUCUUUGCUUCCCAAGAGCAAAGAGCCUGGGAACGAGGUUGGGUCAUGGUUUAGGGUGCGACCGUUGACCAAGUUUAUAAUAAUUUGGAACUAUACAGAGCAGUGUUCAGUAGAUUUGGCCCUGGAAGGCUUUGGGGCAUGAUUGUGGUAAUGGUGACAGGAUACUUCCUUUCCUAAAUGAAAAAUGAACUUGAUGAUGAUCGCCCCCCCCCGCUCCCCCCUUGAACCCCUUUUAGCGAGGUGCAAUGGGAUGUGCCUCCUGCAUCUCCUUCCCCUGCGCCGCAUUAAAUCCAUCCCUGCAGUAGUUGAAAAGUAAAUAUAGAACUGGCGAUUAUGAAAUUGACCACCAUCUAAUACAUUUCUCUCUGUCUCCUCAACAGGUCCUACUGCACCAUGGGAAGGUCGCAUACAAAUUCCCAUGAGGCACGAGGGCCUGUGGUGGAGGAAGCCCUUGUACCGCUUAUACUGAAACCAAUACUAUAUCUUUGUUGUUGUUUGUAGGAGAAAAAUCCGUUGUACCAAUCAGCCAUAUCUACUGUUCAGAAUCCUACAUUUGUUGGAGCAAAAAGCUAGAGCAUUGCAUGUGCAUAAAAUUUCUAAUGAACAUAAUUUUCACUUGAUAUUUACGAAUGAUGAACAGAACGUGAAAGGAUAAGUAGCAGUAAAUGGAAAUAGGCAAAUAACAACAUUGUCCCCAGGGUUGACCUAUUCGCGGUGAUGUGCGAGAAAAGAAUUCAUUUGAGGCAAUAUGGUACAUGACAGUUGCUAGCCUAAAAUAGAUUGAAAUGUCACCUUACAACCGAACUUCGUUUCGUAUUGAUUGAAAUUCACAAGUCGGCUUGUAAACUAAUUAAGUAUUUGAUUCAAGCCUGGUUCACACUAGCAAUUCAGUCGGCGAUUUUUCUCCUCCUGGCAAAUGUGAUCGAAUGAAUGACAUGCAAAAGACUUGCAAUUGUUUUCUUCUGAAAAGGGACUCUAUACUUUUGUGUGCGAGUUUAUCAUUUGCAUCCGUCAGGAACACAAAAUUGCCGACAAAAUUGCUAGUGUGAUCCAGGCUUAAGAUUUCUAAACAUUUGAUUGGCAAAAGAUUAUCAUAUAUGAAAUUUUGAAUUUCGCAACGAAGUUCGGAAAACGGUUAGACUGUAUUAUAUAGUUGUGAAUUUUUAAUAGUUAUCUGCAAUAGUGUUUUUUCUUUUAAAUAUUAACAUUUUAAAAUCAUUAUGUUGCUUUCUGGAAACUCGGCAAACUUCAACGCGGCGAUCCUUUGCGGGCAGAAAUGUUCUAUUUUUUACAAUAGCAGAAAAAUGACCUCAUUGAGCCAUACGUCGGUUAAAUUCAGUUUUCCUGGACUUUUUUUAGACAAAUUCUCUGUCACAAAAUAUAAUUUUGUAAUCAGCAACAAGCUAAAGAGCUCUUACGCCAAUAUCUCAAACACAGAAACGAGGCUCUAUAACCACUGCCAACGGACCAUUAGAGAAGUGAUGGGGGGGGGGGGGACCAAAAAUAAAUUAUUUCAAGAAAAAAAUUAGGAAAAAAACCCUUCCCAGGCAUAGUGCAAAAAAAAAUUCAUAGGCCUGUAAAUUGCACUUAAAAAAAUUUCCAGCCAUGAAGUGAGAAAAAAAAAUUACUUCUAUAGGUGUACAAAAAAUAUAUAUUGCCUCUUAGAAAAUCUGCCCUCCCCCAUCACUUUUCUAAUGGUCCGUCCCUAGUCCGGAAGGGUGUAUUGUUUUGCGUUUUAUUUGCCGUAUCAUCACUAGGGAUAUGACAUCAGUGGAUAUGACCCAGCGACAAUCCUAAGUAUAGGUAUGUAUGGGGUUUACAUGGGGAUCAUGGGGAUGUUACACCGGACGUGGAGAUUUUAGGGCGUUAAUAUUUUGAUGUGAUUUUGACCACAUAUGGCAUGCGGAAUAAAUUAUAGUUCGUCCCGAAGGAAACACUCGAAACUCAAAGAAUUACUGGCUUUUAUAGUUGUGAUAACAACGAAUCUUUAAGCAAGGAAUUUAGAUUGUGACGAACUUUGGCUACUAUUAUUUAUACGAAAAGAUAUGUAAGUAUUGUUGUUUUUCGUUUGGGAGUUUUUAUUACCAGAUAAGGUGUAACGUCCAUAAUGAAAUGUCAAUUGAUGUUAGAAAUAUAAUGUAAUGAGUUUAUAGUAUGAUAUCGAUGGCGUUUUAGGUGAACUGAAUAUAUUUUGGGGGAUUGAUAGUGAUUUAGUUGUAAUAGUUUAGAAUAAUUAAGCCAUUUGACAGCCCAUAGAAGACUACGAAUACCUUGUUUGUUUUUACGUUAGGAAUUGUGCACCAGACGUCAGACACUCCUACUGAAAUUCAUUUAUAUUAUAGCUUGAUACAAAUUCAAGGCAUUCUUUUAUAUAAAUACACUAAUACAGCUAUUAAAACCUACCAUAUAGGAAACCUAUCGUAUAGUAAUAUAAGACAUAUAAAUAGCCUAGUAUGUAUAUUAACAUAUAUUUACCAUUCUUCCAUUUAUUAUGUUUCCAUAUGAAGUAUUAUCCCACUUGAAGCUAUGUAUACAUAUCUUGUUGUGGUAUUUUAUAUUUGUUCCUUUAUUUAUCGAGAAACGUGAUGUAUCUUGUGGUAUUUUAUAUUUGUUCCUUCAUUAAAAAAAACAUGACUUAAUUUGGUCACUAAAUUAGUAUAAAAAUUGUCUGACUUAAUUAUUAUAAAGUCUGAAUAAAAUAACAAAAUACGACAAAUUAAUUAGGGAUUUACAGCAAGGUGGCUUUACAAGAAGCAUGGAGAGAUUUGUUUAAAUUAACCAUUAGUGCCCAAUAGUCGCCUCUUGACAAGAAAAGACAGUAAAAUCAUCUGGAAUUUGGCAAAGUUAGGUCAUGGUAACGUACGUUGUGACUUUAUUGGUGAUUUAUAUUCUUAAUACCCAUUAAUUUCUUAGUGACCAUGCAACUACAACAUACUAGCUAAAUGGCCCUAUAUUUGUAGUAAUGACUUUGAAGAACCAACACUUUUUUGUGCUAUAAAAUGACAAGUUUGCCCUGGUAACAAAUAAAACAUUGUUUUACUGUAGUUACAAAAUUACUUGCAUGCUGAUAUUAGUCACUAUUACGUUUACAUGUUAAUAACUUAAUAUGAUGUUUUAAUAUGAUAUUAAUAAGAUUAAAUGAAC